Molecule: messenger RNA, 1517 nt
Organism: Malania oleifera
Lineage: Eukaryota; Viridiplantae; Streptophyta; Magnoliopsida; Santalales; Ximeniaceae
Product: cell division control protein 2 homolog
Exons: 9
Coding region: 341-1270 (309 amino acids)
Biological process (GO): regulation of meiotic cell cycle; G1/S transition of mitotic cell cycle; signal transduction
Cellular component (GO): cyclin-dependent protein kinase holoenzyme complex; cytoplasm; nucleus
Molecular function (GO): cyclin-dependent protein serine/threonine kinase activity; cyclin binding; ATP binding
Source: RefSeq, a predicted model, not a curated record
UAUUAUAAUUUUAUAUUACAUACAUUUUAUCUAGAUCCAUACAUUCAAAUGUGAAGGAAUUAUGUAAUAAUUUGUAGUACGCAUUUAGUAUGUAAGAAUAGAUUGAACCUCCGAGCUUAAAUAGAAAAAAAUCCUUGGAGGGAAAAAACCGUUUCAAUUCCUCUCUCUCUCUCUCUGAAUUGCAUUUCUUGAAGUGAGUGUUUGCUGAUUGGCAGUGGUAUGAUGUUUUAAUGUCAAAUUCAUCAUUGAUCUUUUGAAUUUGUUAUUUCCUCUCUCUUCUUCCUCAGCUCAGUUCUGGGAUUCGAUGUUAGAUUUCUCUCUUCUCCGUUGAAGAGCGUAAAUGGAGGCAUUAAACCGACAAUCUCAGUUUUCUUCUAAUUCGUUAUUUUGGAUUGAUGAAAUGGAUAAGUAUGAGGAAAUUGAGAAGAUUGGACAAGGAGGCUUUGGUCAGGUUUUCAAGUGUCGCGACCGUGAGACAGGAAAGACUGUAGCUGUUAAAAAGGUCAUAUUAGAAGAUCAAUAUGAAGGUGUCCCAUCCUCGGUGGUAAGAGAAGUGUCCCUUCUGAAGGAGAUGGAUCAUGAAAACAUUGUCAGGCUGCUGGAUGUGCUGAACAGAGGAAAUGCAACCUACCUUGUUUUUGAACAUCUGAAUCUCGAUCUUCAGACAUUCAUCAUCAGUCCAGAGAUCCCUAAGAACUCACAUUUAAUCAAAAAAUUCUUGCACCAAAUUCUUUCUGGUGUUGCAUAUUGCCAUUCCCAAAAAAUCCUUCACCGAGAUUUGAAACCUCAGAAUAUACUCAUAGAUGUUCAUAACAGCUUAGUGAAGAUUGCAGACUUUGGAUUGGCUAGGGCAUUUGGUGUCCCUCUUGAGGCAUAUACUUGCAAGGUAGCAACCUUCUGGUAUAAGGCACCAGAACUCUUGAUGGGCUCCCUCCAAUACUCAACUUCCAUUGACAUGUGGUCUGUUGGCUGUAUCUUUGGUGAAAUGAUAGUUGGGAAGCCUCUUUUCCCUGGCAAUGUGGAGGUUCAUCAAUUGUACUUAAUUUUUAGCCUUUUGGGUACACCAACUGAAGAAAGCUGGCCAGGGGUUACUUCACUGUGUAGAUACCUUGUUUUUGUACGGAAGGAUGAUCCCAAGGACUUGGCAAAAACAUUCUUUGGCCUUGAGCCAGCUGGAGUUGAUCUACUUUCUAAAAUGCUUUGCCUAGAUCCAAAUAGAAGAAUUUCAGCUCGUGAGGCCCUCGAGCAUGAAUAUUUCUUCAACCUUUAAAAUGUUCCUCGAUUCCCUGUACAUUACUUCACCUUGUUUCUUCUGCUAUCUUUAGAGGGAAUGGCAUAUGUUGGAUUUGAUUUGACUAAGAAUGUCUUGCUUUCAUGUUUCCUAUUCCUUGCAGAUAGGCUUACAGUUUUGUAUUAACAUACAACUAUAGCCUGUAAAUGAUUCUCUCACUCGCUUUCUAUCAUAUUUGAGAUAGAAUUGUGCUGAUAAGUAAUAACCAGAAGCAUUGAUUGUUGCA